Molecule: messenger RNA, 2841 nt
Organism: Erinaceus europaeus (western European hedgehog)
Lineage: Eukaryota; Metazoa; Chordata; Mammalia; Eulipotyphla; Erinaceidae
Gene: B3GALNT1
Product: beta-1,3-N-acetylgalactosaminyltransferase 1 (globoside blood group)
Exons: 4
Coding region: 958-1953 (331 amino acids)
Cellular component (GO): membrane
Molecular function (GO): N-acetyl-beta-D-glucosaminide beta-(1,3)-galactosyltransferase activity
Source: RefSeq, a predicted model, not a curated record
CCCAGGCCUCGGGGACAAACCGCGAAGCCUCCCAGGGGCGCUUGGGGACCGCGGCGCAAAGUCGGAAUUUCCCCUCCGGGCCCCCUCGAGCGCACUCCCCAGGGAAUGGCCUGGCUAACAGACCCUGAGAGAUUCUUCUGGGGGAGGGAUUAUGUGGACCUGAGGAGGAGGAGCACCCUGGCAGCCGAGAGAGACAGAGACAGAGACUAGGAAACCCAAGGGGUUGGGCCUAUACGAUUUAAAAGCAGCGAUUUUAGUGAGCAACCAAAGGAUUGCUAGACAUUUAAAAGAUGCAGUAACGAUUGUAACAAGCAAACAAAGGGCUGCCAAAGACAUCUAAAGCAUGCAAUGGAGCCUCACUUUUCAGGGAGAGAAUGGGGGAGGAAGGAGAGAGAGAAAAAAAUAUGAAUAUGAUACAAGAUAUGGGUUGCAGGCCACGUUUCUUCUUUCCCACUCCUCACUGCUGGACUGAGAGGCAGAUGUGCCAGGUAGAGAUAAGGUUUUUCUCUCCUGGUUGCCUUUUGCACAGAAUGCCAGCCUGUAAGGCGGUGGCUGCCUCACCAGGAAGGACAGUCUACUGGGAAGCACGUCUUACCAGACAGUUCAAGCAGUUGCUUUUUUUUUUUUUUAAUGUUUCUUUUACUGAUUUCAGAGUUAAGGAAGAUUUUAGCGUGCUGUCUCCACCUGGGAACAAGUUUGUGUUUUUAGUAUUUCUUCAGGCUGCAUAGACACAGAUAGGACUGUGAGAAAUUGAUUGGGGGAAAGAAAGACUGUGAAGAGAAAGAGCGACACCUGCAGCACUGCUUCACUGCUCAUGAAGGUUCCCCUCUACAGGAAUUACAAGUGUGACUUUAGACCGCCACUUACAACUGAGUGUUCAGCUGGUAAAACUGCAGAUCUUUCAGAAGAAGCCAGCUGAGAAGAAGCUGAGGCUCGCACGCUUCUGAGCUGCUGUGGAUGGCCCUGACUCUCUUGACCACCCUCCUGAGUAGGAUGUCACUGAGAUCCCUCAAAUGGAGCCUCCUGCUGCUGUCCCUCCUGAGCUUCCUCGUGAUGUGGUACCUCAGCCUGCCCCACUACAACGUGAUAGAACGGGUCAACUGGAUGUACUUCUACGAGUACGAGCCAGUGUACAGACAAGACUUCCGCUUCACCCUGCGGGAGCAGUCAAACUGCUCCCACCAAAAUCCAUUUCUGGUCAUCCUGGUGACCUCACAUCCCUCUGACGUCAAAGCCAGACAGGCCAUCCGAGUCACCUGGGGUGAGAAAAAAUCUUGGUGGGGAUAUGAGGUGCUCACGUUUUUCUUGCUAGGCCAACGGGCUGAGAAGGAGGACAAAAUGCUAGCCUUGUCCUUAGAGGACGAACACUUGCUUUAUGGAGACAUAAUUCGGCAGGAUUUUCUAGACACGUAUAAUAACCUGACCUUGAAAACUAUCAUGGCUUUCAGGUGGGUGACUGAGUUUUGCCCAAACGCCAAGUACAUCAUGAAGACAGACACCGACGUUUUCAUCAACACUGGCAACUUAGUGAAGUACCUGUUAAAUGUAAACCACUCAGAGAAGUUUUUCACUGGCUAUCCUCUCAUCGAUAAUUAUUCCUACAGAGGAUUUUACCAGAAAACCCAUAUUUCCUACCAGGAGUACCCCUUCAAGGUGUUCCCUCCCUACUGCAGUGGAUUGGGAUAUAUCAUAUCCAGAGAUCUGGUGCCACGAAUCUAUGAGAUGAUGAGUCAUGUCAAACCCAUCAAGUUUGAAGAUGUUUACGUCGGGAUCUGUUUGAAUCUGCUGAAAGUGGACAUUCACAUCCCAGAGGACACCAACCUUUUCUUUCUGUACAGGAUCCACCUGGACGUCUGUCAGCUGAGGCGUGUGAUUGCUGCCCAUGGCUUCUCUUCUAAGGAGAUCAUCACAUUUUGGCAGGUCAUGCUGAGGAACACCACCUGCCAUUACUAACCCACCAUCCCACAACAGGCCUAGAGAAGGAUGGGCUGCUUUGGAGGCAGUGGUGAAGUUGGUACUUUUUUUUUUUUUUUCUUUUUACCAGAGCACUGGUUCAGCUCUGGUUCGGCUUAUGUUGGUGCGGGGAGGAUUGAAUCUGGGACUUAAUGGAGCCUCAGGCAUGAGAGUCUGUUUGCAUAGCCAUUAUCCUAUCUACCCCCGCCUGUAGUUGGUACUUUUAAACAGCCAAGGCAAGCCCGUGAGGAAGUCACUAUGCUGAAACUGGCAUCGAAUCCAUGAGCUGGGCACAAGUGACUGUCCUUUAUUUUGACAAAAACCACCGCGGGCUCUUUAAAAGGAAUCUUUCGAUGAAGCAAGUGGAGAUUUUCUGUAUGGAAGCUACUAGGCCCAAACCAUUUGAAUUUGUCAUUCUUUAGACUAGAGCUUCUUUAAAGGGUUUUGUUCAGUAAGCUCUCUAGUAACAUAGCGCAUUGAACAGUGUGGAGUCCUUCCCAUUCAGCAGUCUAAGCAGUUAAAGGUUUUGUGUAGAUCUUAAAUGGAAUGUCUAUUUUCCAAACUAUGUAGUUGUGUGUAUAAAAAAAGAAAACAAACAAACAAAAACCCUGAGCUAAAAUUAUACCAAACACAAUUUCAUCUGUUUUGGUCAUUCUAAAUGUGACAGUAUUUUAUGGUUAUCAAUUCUUAAUCUUAUUAUAGAACUCUGGAUGUUUGAAUAUUAUGGUUGUUUUAAUACAGUACAGACUAAGGAAUCACCCUUAACAUUUGAACUAUUUUCCAGUUACUUCACUAGUGGGUUUAUUCUUGUUGCUCCAUUGUUAAGUCAUCGGUCAUUACUGUGUACCAGUACUAUCUUGGACUUUGAUACAUAUUUUAUCAUGGUAA